AUGAUAUCCCGCUCUUCUUCACUAAUAUUGAUUCACCCAGAAGCCAUCAUCAUUACCCUUUAUGAUGUCAACUGUGUCCUCUCACAAUCAUUAUCUCAAUAUGUCGGAUGGGUCAUCGCGGCCACUAUGUCGCUAUGCAUGCAUAUGGCCACAAGUGGGCAUAUGGGGAGGGAACUGAAAGACUAUGAUCAAGCGCCAGAGAUAUUGGGGUUGAUAGACAGGCAAGCAGGUGCCAUCGGUCUUGAGAUUAAUUGUGGUAUCAAAGCUCAAGACCUUCAGGAACAGUGGGUGGAUCAGAAGAAGUCCCAACUGUCCAUUCAUGCUCAUAAGUCCAAAGAGCUUGACAUUAUCCUUGCUCUGCAGGCUGAUUUAGAUGCAUCAGAUAGGGAAUUGCAACUCACAUGUACUGUGGUAGAGAAAGGCUUGGCUACCAAAGAAACCUUAGAUGCUCUAGAGAGCCUUGAGCGCAGUUGUGAUUUUCAGAACUACAAGGCAUUGGUUUGA
Suillus clintonianus is the source of this 504-nucleotide messenger RNA. RefSeq lists its product as uncharacterized. The transcript has 9 exons. The record is from RefSeq and is a predicted model, not a curated record. Lineage: Eukaryota; Fungi; Basidiomycota; Agaricomycetes; Boletales; Suillaceae. The coding region runs from base 1 to 504 and encodes 167 amino acids.